Cuscuta campestris is the source of this 706-nucleotide messenger RNA. Lineage: Eukaryota; Viridiplantae; Streptophyta; Magnoliopsida; Solanales; Convolvulaceae. The record is from the annotation of a GenBank genome assembly.
ACCACGCUUGCUCUUAUCCUUCCAUAUAUACUCCCAACAAAAUACAGCGCCAACUCAGUCAUUUCCGCAAGCUCAACUAUCAUAUCACAAUCGACGAAUCCCUGAGAUCUUCUUCGAUCUCCACAUUUACGGAUCUGUUGCCCAACAGAUUCGACUAAAAUGGAAGGAGGAGCGUCGGCGAAAGUUAAAAUCGGGCGGUGGAAGAAGCAGAGGGGUUACAGGAGGAUAAGCGAAGUGACCGGAGAAGCGCGGCGGAGCAAGCGGCGGUUCUGGAAAAUUCCGGCCCGAUUCAAGCUCCGGAUGAACCUCCGCUUCUCUCCGAAAAAGCUCCUGAUCAGAAUCAGAGACGCUUAUGUGAAGAUGAUGCUGAGGAUUGCCAACUCGCCGGGCGUCGCCGGGUUCGCCGGCGGCGGCGCGCCGGGAUUCGGUUCCCGCGAACUCAGGGAGUACGAUGAGAAGAUGCUGGUCCAGAUCUACAGGUCCCUCCUCGUGUCCCAAUCUCAGGCCGAUAAGAAUGGCCUGCCGCCGAUUUAUUUGAAAUUUUUUGAGAUCCGAGAGGCAGGAGGUGAGGCGGCGGUUAGAGGUAGCCGCGGAGCAACAAGGCUGCGGUCGGAAUGGUUUGAAGCAACAAGGAACGAGUCUAGAUCUAAAACUUCGAUUGCACGGACAAAAUGAAGGAAUGGUUUUGAAGCUUCGACAGUUUGUG